AUGGAAAUGAAUGAAGAGUUGUCAACAACCAUCGUGUAUCAUGCCGAUUCACCCAAUGUUGCAGCAUCAAGAACAGCAGCUGGCAUUCGUCGUAGACUUGCUGCCCAAAAAGCCUCAUCUUCGAGUGCUUCAAACAGGCCUGCAACUCAGCCUGGUUCCAUGAUGCGCAUCUACAUGGAUGACUCUCCCGGUGUAAAAGUGUAUGGUGUACAGCACGUAUCCUUCAUGGCUUCAUAA
Messenger RNA from Batrachochytrium dendrobatidis JAM81, 237 nucleotides. RefSeq lists its product as uncharacterized. The record is from RefSeq and is a predicted model, not a curated record. The coding region runs from base 1 to 237 and encodes 78 amino acids. NCBI's taxonomy places the organism in Eukaryota, Fungi, Chytridiomycota, Chytridiomycetes, Rhizophydiales. The transcript is spliced from 2 exons.